Molecule: messenger RNA, 4500 nt
Organism: Anarrhichthys ocellatus (wolf-eel)
Lineage: Eukaryota; Metazoa; Chordata; Actinopteri; Perciformes; Anarhichadidae
Product: E3 ubiquitin-protein ligase SH3RF3
Exons: 9
Coding region: 230-2740 (836 amino acids)
Biological process (GO): protein ubiquitination; positive regulation of JNK cascade; positive regulation of proteasomal ubiquitin-dependent protein catabolic process
Molecular function (GO): protein binding; metal ion binding; ubiquitin protein ligase activity
Source: RefSeq, a predicted model, not a curated record
AGAGAGAGAGAGAAACACGUUGCGGGAGACAGCUAGAGGUAGCCUACGGAACAGCGGAGAACAUCCACAACACGGUCGUUAGUGCAACGCGCAAGGGGGACUCUAUCGCGGGGCGUCCGUCUGGCUGCUUCCCCGCCGGUCCGCUUCCCAGAAUGUGCUGUGCCCCCGGCUCAUUUCUACGGUACACGAACCAGUCACCGCGGCAUCCCCACGAACACUGAAAGCCCAGAUGCUUACCCUCUCCGCGGACAUGGACGAGUCCUCGUCUCUGCUGGAUCUGCUGGAGUGCUCGGUGUGCCUGGAGCGCCUGGACACCACGGCCAAGGUGCUGCCGUGCCAGCACACCUUCUGCCGCCGCUGCCUGGAAAACAUCGUCAGCUCCCGGAACGAACUCCGCUGCCCGGAGUGUCGCAUCCUGGUGGACUGCGGGGUGGACGACCUGCCGGCGAACAUCCUGCUGGUUCGCCUCCUGGACGGCAUUAAGCAGCGGCCGCAGCGAGGGAGCGGAGGAGGAGGAGGAGGACCCGGGGGCAGGCAGUCCCUGGCCGGGGGCUCGCUGCAGGGGUACGCAGCCGGGAUAUGCGCUUCUCCCCCGGGCAGUGCGAUCAGAGAGCUGCCCGUGGCCAUCAGGAGCUCCCCCGUCAAGAACAUCCCAGCGCUGCCUUGCGGUAAAGCCCUCUACUCCUACGAAGGAAAAGAACCAGGCGAUCUCCAGUUUUCAAAGGGCGACAUCAUCAUCCUGCGACGCAAGGUGGAUGACAACUGGUACCACGGAGAGCUCAGCGGCUGCCAUGGUUUCUUGCCCGCUAGUUACAUCCAGUUGCUGCGUCCCCUGAGCCAAACUCCACCCCAGGGCAAAGCGCUGUACGACUUUGAGGUCAAAGAUAAAGACCAGGAUAAAGACUGUCUGGCCUUCAGCAAGGAUGAGGUACUGACAGUAAUCAGGCGAGUGGACGAGAACUGGGCAGAAGGCAUGCUGGGAGACAAGAUUGGCAUCUUCCCCAUUCUCUAUGUGGAGUUAAAUGAAACAGCCAAGCAGUUGAUGGAGAUCGACAAGCCCGCUCCAACUAACGCUCCAGGUCCGAGCUCCGAGCCAGCCCCGCUGGGCCCCUGCUCUCCUGGCCCCUCCCCCAGCGCUUCCCCGGCCAAUGGAAAUGGCUCUGGCCAUCGGCGAGGCGAGGGGAAGAAAAACGCCAAGAAGAGGCAUUCGUUCUCUGCGCUGUCUGUCAGCCAGAGGGCCGCCCAGCUGAACAACAGACACAGUAUGGAGAUCUCCCACCCGGUCCUCAUCAGCUCAUCCGACCCCAGAGCUGCUGCACGCAUCCAGGAUGCAUCCCACCAGGGUCCCUCUCCCUCCUUGGCAGGGGUGCUGGUGCCGCCCAAAGUGGCAUCCAUAACCUCUGAGCUGCUGGCCCAUGCCAAGGUUCAGCUGCCACUCAACAUAUAUCUGGCUUUAUACGCCUACAAGCCCCAGAAGGCUGACGAGCUGGAGCUUAGGAAAGGAGAGAUGUAUCGGGUGACAGAGAAGUGUCAAGACGGCUGGUUCAAAGGCACCUCACUGAGAACUGCUGCCUCUGGUGUCUUCCCGGGGAACUACGUCACGCCCGUGUCCAGGGCUCCGUUUGGAGUCGGUUCUUCUCGGGGAUCGUCUUUGUCCAGUCCAGUAGGUGGAGGAGGAGGAAGUGUGGGUAGUAAAAUCUCCGACCCUUCGUCCCCGGGGUCCCCGGGGCCCUCUUCGUCUCGUCCCUCCACCCCACUGGUAAACUCUGUGAACAACACCAGUCCCGCCUCCUCGCCGCAAACUGCCGCCGCCCAGCUGAAGAACUGCCUGCGCUCCAGUCAGCAUACAGUUAACCAGGCACGCACCUCAAUGCAGCUGGUCCACAGUCCUCCUGCUGGAAGCCCCGAGCGCCCCACAGUGGCCCUUUCCCCCCUGCGUCCUCAGAGUUCCUCCCCCUCACGCUGCCCCGGCCAAUCGGGUCGUCCUCACUCCAUGGUGUCUCCAGGACCCAGCCUAGGGCCCUCACCCCUCUCCUCUCCCGCCUCACGGCCCCUCCUCCCCCUCUCAUCCCCUCUCUCCUGCCUCACGCCUCCCAACGUGUCGGCGGCGCUCCUCAACGGGGACCCAGCCAGUCCACUGCAGCCGCCAUCGCCGGGCCCCUCCCAUAACCAGGGCGUCCUCGCACCUAAACCAGAAAAGAAGGAGAGGAAAGCAGGUGGUUUAUUAAAGCUCUUGUCGGGGGCGGCAGCCAAGAAGAAAACUCGCUCACCUCCCUCCUCCCCGCCCACCCGUGACCCCUCAUUGGCUGGUCAUGGUGCCGACCCUGCCCACCAUCCUCACCACCACCACCACGCCCGCUCAGGUUCCUGUCCGAUGGCGUCACAGGGGCGGGCCGGCUCCUGUCCAAUCGAGAGUGAGAUGGCGGGGGCCAUUGGGCUGGAGCCCCUGCACAGGAAGUCCGGUUCCCUGGACACCAACUUCCCCAUGUCACCUCCGGCAACACGUGCCGUCAACGCUCUGAUGGCCCUCCGGCCUGAACCCAAACCCCUGUCCAGAGAGAGGUGGGCAAACACACACACAACCACACAUAAUGACAUUAUGAUGAUCUUGCUCUUAAUAAUGCUAAUAACCUUUAAAAAAAAGGUGAUAGUUUUGACUUGGAAGCCUAUAAGCCACCAUUCAUGUCCUUGUUUUCUGCGUCAUCUGGGAUUCAAUACCUACUCACAAUAUGUGAGCUAAGGUCCCCCAGGCGCAACACUUUUUAUCCCAGAGUGGUACAACAAUACACAACCCAGUAGCCUUAAAGACUCAAGCUCUGCUCUCAUACAAACACACACACAUAUACAAAUACACACUUCAUACCCCUCAGUGGAAACCUGUUAAAUCAGGAUUUAAUGGUUGCAUGUCCCUUACUGGCAGCAGGAUGCUGAUGUAUUGGGAGCACUGGUUAUUGCACCAAACCAUGCACACUGCUCCUUGUGUGUGUGUGCGUGCGUGUGUGUGUGUGUGUGUGUGUGUGUGUGUGUGUGUGUGUGUGUGUUUCUCUCUCAUCUUUUUGGCACACAUACAGCUUUGUUUUUCAAUGUUUGCUUAUAAUCAUAACUAUGGCGGCAAACAAUGAUUCACUUUAUUAAAUUACUGAUAAUUUUUUUCUACUAUUAUUGAAUUAAUUGCCUUGGUAAAAGCAAAAGGCAUUUCAUACUUUCAUAUUUCAAAAAUAUAAAAAAAUUCAAAGUGCCUUACAGACAUUUUUGAUGAUAUUCCAACUGAAACAUUACAGGUAAAGGUGGUGUUGAUAUUAUUAAUAUUUACCCAUAGUGUUAAUACUUAGUACUUCCCUGUGUUAUUUUUUGAUGAAGUUUGUACCAUCAUUCUUCAAUUUAAAAGAUUCAGAAAACUAAAUAAUAAAAUAAUGUUGAGGUUCACAAUAAAACACUGUUGCUGCCCCGUUUGAUCUUCAAUCACCCAGAGAACCUGAUAUGUAGAGGGCUGAAAGGAGCACCGACACCUAGUGAAAAGUGUCGGUGCUCAAGUAAAAAGUCACUUUAUGCCAAAGAGUAAAAUGUACAAGUGGUACUGCGGUCUGGAAAGUACCGGCCCACUUCAAGCUAUAUCAGUGAUUCACUGGGAGCAGACCGACUCUCGCACCGUUUCCCGGGUCGACGGUUGGUGUAGGGAGCAGACCGACUAUCGCCCCGAUUCCCGGGUCGACGGUUGGAGUAGGGAGCAGGCCGACUCUCGCACCGUUUCCCGGGUCGACGGUUGGCGUAGGGAGCAGACCGACUCUCGACCGACUCUCGCACCGUUUCCCGGGUCGACGGUUGGCGUAGAGAGCAGACCGACUCUCGCACCGUUUCCCGGGUCGACGGUUGGCGUAGGAUGCAGACCGACUCUCGACCGACUCUCGCACCGUUUCCCGGGUCGACGGUUGGCGUAGAGAGCAGACCGACUCUCGCACCGUUUCCCGGGUUGACGGUUAGCGUAGGGAGUAGACCGACUCUCGACCGACUCUCGCACCGUUUCCCGGGUUGACGGUUGGCGUAGGGAGUAGACCGACUCUUGACCGACUCUCGCACCGUUUGCCGGGUCGACGGUUAGCGUAGGGAGUAGACCGACUCUUGACCGACUCUCGCACCGUUUCCCGGGUUGACGGUUGGCGUAGGGAGCAGACCGACUCUCGCACCGUUUCACACAUGGAACACAGUGAUGUCAUGGCAUCUUUGACGGAACACAUGCUUUGAGACAACAUGUUUGUGACUACAAACCAGCAUGGCGUCUAGUAAAAGACUACCAAACCCAGAGUCAUCGGUCAUAACAAAGAUUGAUGCUGAACCACUGUCAACUGGCCAGCCAGCGUUUCUCAGAUUGGAAUAAGACAAGGAGAAAAGGUGAUGUCGUGAUCUUCGCAAUAAAACAUCAUUGAUGUGACCUCUCUUGGCCAGACAGCGUUAAGAUGUCUACACAGUCUUCAUUUCCCUCCGUUACAGUUUAAGUUCAUC